Anarrhichthys ocellatus (wolf-eel) is the source of this 4690-nucleotide messenger RNA. It is a transcript of the gene usp37, whose product is annotated as ubiquitin specific peptidase 37. Gene Ontology annotation, biological process: G1/S transition of mitotic cell cycle; protein deubiquitination. The record is from RefSeq and is a predicted model, not a curated record. Gene Ontology annotation, cellular component: nucleus; cytosol. Bases 249 to 3134 code for a protein of 961 amino acids. Gene Ontology annotation, molecular function: cysteine-type deubiquitinase activity. NCBI's taxonomy places the organism in Eukaryota, Metazoa, Chordata, Actinopteri, Perciformes, Anarhichadidae. The transcript is spliced from 24 exons.
UUUCCGUUGUCAAUUUUCACAUUCCCGCCAUCAUCGCGCAGUGUUGCGAGGCGUCGUGUGCGGGUCCACUGUCAACAACAUACGUACUGGGGAGCAGGUGAAUGCCGGCAAAACAAACUUUCUGCCGUCGGAGGACCCACGGAGACGUUACUGUGAUUUAAAAGUUUCAAGACGACCACGUAUCAUCGACAGGAUUUGUUUGAUCACAAGUCCCAGCCUCCAAAAGUGCACCAACUGGAUAGUAAGCCAUGUCAACCAUAGUGCCCAAACUGUCCAGCGGUGGCGCUGUAAAGAUCCGCUUGAGCAGCAUGGACAUGGGCACCACCAGAUGGAAGGAGGGCACUUUUGAGAUUCUGGAAAAGGACAGCAAAGUCAACCUGUGUAUACGAUUCAGCUGUGGCGGAGCUUCCAAAACCUUCCAGCUGAGCCAGAACUUGAAGACUGUGAACCAGAAUGUGAGCCGAAUCAUGCUGACUUUGAAGGACAGCAGUGUCAUCGUGCUCGACAAGAUUCCUCCGAGUUUGCUUCAGAAGACUAAAGAAUACCUGGAAAAGCUGAAGCAGGGAAAGCCAAUUUUAAAAUCAUCCCAUGGAAGUGCAAACUUCAGUGUGCUCGGGAACCGCUCUGUGAAAAAUGACACCAAUCCCUCAGGGGAGAGACAGACUACGCCGAGGCGGCAGAGUGCAGAAGGCAGAGAGGACACGACACCGCGAAAGCCCCUGGGCAGCCCGAGCAGAGCUGCCUCCACUCCUACUCGCACCGGACACUCUGAGAACAGGAGCGAGAAGAGAAAGAGACUCCUGACCUCAGAAAGUGACCUGACCGAGGACUACCCCAAGGAAAAUGACUCAUCAAGCAACAACAAGGCCACUUCGGACCCAUCCAGGAAGUUUCUGCUGAGCUGCAAAGAGAAGCUGAAGCAGGCAGAAGAGAACCGGAGCUCAGCUCCGCUGGGUUCAACUCCCCUUCAGCCGACGUCGUUCUACGGGAGCCGCUCUGUGACGAAAGACUACAGCCAGAGCCACUCCUUCUUGGACAGGCCAUCCAGCACAGCUCAGACCACUACAGCCAAGAGAAGCCUCAUGCUGCCCAAUCACUCCACUCCCUUCAAGAAGGUGCGCACCUCUCUGGACUACAGUGGCUGGAACAAGCAGCGGCCCUCCACUCUGGCCCAGCCUCAGCCCCCGCUGCAAGGAUUUUCCAACCUGGGCAACACUUGCUACAUGAACGCCAUCCUGCAGUCCCUCUUCAGCCUGCCGUCCUUCUCCAGCGACAUGCUGAGGCAGAGCAUCCCGUGGAAGAAGUUGCCCAUCAAUGCAUUGCUGAGGCGUUUUGCUCACCUUAUGGUGAAGAAGGACGUGGGCUGUCCAGAGACAAAAAAGGACCUCUUGAGGAAAGUGAAGAGUGCCAUCUCCUCCACGGCUGAGCGUUUCUCUGGAAACAUGCAGAAUGAUGCUCACGAGUUCCUGAGCCAGUGUUUGGACCAGUUAAAGGACGACGUGGAGAAAAUGAACAAGAGCUGGACAAACGAAGCCGCGGCGUCCUCGUCGUCCUCGUCGUCCUCUGUGCCAUGCGAGAACGGCCAGGAGGCGACGUCGCCGGCAGCCAAGGCGGAGCCCGGCGAGGAGACGGACACCUCGCGCAUCUACACCUGCCCCGUGGCGGUCAACAUGGAGUUUGAGGUGCAGCACACCAUCACCUGCAAAGGAUGUGGCGAGGUAGUUACCAAGCGGGAGCAAUUCAACGACUUGUCCAUCGACCUCCCGCGGCGGAAGAAAACCCUCCCGCUUCGCUCCAUUCAGGAUUCUCUGGAUCUCUUUUUUAGGAUGGAGGAAAUUGAGUACUCGUGUGAAAAGUGCAAUGGGAAAUCAGCGACUGUUAUGCAUAAAUUCAGCAAACUGCCCAGGGUGCUUAUCCUCCACCUGAAGCGGUACAGCUUUAACGCUCAGCUGUCUAUGAACAGCAAGCUGGGCCAGCAGGUGGUGAUCCCCCGAUACCUGACCCUGCUGUCCCACUGCACCGAGUCCACACGACCCCCCUUAAGUCUCGGCUGGAGCUCCCAAACCUCCAUGUCAAGAACACUCAAAACAUCUCAAAUGGUCAACUCCUCCACAGCACCUCUCCGAAGGAUUGGAGGGAAAGUGUCCAACUCCAGCUGCACCUCUAUUCUCUUGGACUCCGACUGUGAAGAAGAGCUGAGCAGAAAGGUGAUCGCGAGCCGCAAGUGCCGCCUCAGCAGCUGUCUGCCUGACGAUGACGACCGACCGGAGGAGAGAGGAGCAGCGAUAGACUCGGCAGACUUCGGUGGCAUAAACGACGAUGAGAUGCUGGCAGCCGUGCUGGAGAUGAGUCGUCAAGAGGCCGGGCUCUCGGAUCCGCCCCCCCUGGAGGAUGAGCCAACCAGCAGCCCGGACACGGGCUUUGGGGAUACAGAUGCCCAUGACCUGGCCUAUCACACAGAUCUGCUGGAAACAGACAGCAAACAGCCUUCAGAUGUGCUGGAUUCCCUGGACUUGACCAUGGAUGAGAACAAGGAGAACCAGACCCCAGAGAGCGUGCAGCAGCAAGGUGAACUGGACUGGGUGCAGCAGUACAGUCUGGAUCAGGAGAGAGAGGAACAGGAGUUACAACAGGCUCUGGCUCAAAGCCUCCAGGAGCAUGAGGCCCAGGAGAUGAGAGAGGAUGAUGAUCUGAAGAGGGCCACCGAGCUCAGUUUGCAAGAAUUUAACAACUCUCUGCCUGAGCUCUUGUGCUCAGACGAUGAUUCUGGCAACGAGGACGUGCUGGACAUGGAGUACACUGAAGCAGAGGCUGAGAACCUGAAGAGGAACGCUGAGAGCGGAGACGUGGCCAACUCCUUCAGACUCAUCAGUGUCGUCAGUCACAUCGGGAGCAGCUCCUCCUCUGGCCACUACAUCAGUGACGUGUACGACAUGAAGAAGCAGUCGUGGCUGACCUACAACGACCUGGACGUGUCGCGCACACAGGAAGCCGCCGUACAGCGAGACCGGGACCGCAGUGGAUACAUCUUCUUCUACAUGCAAAAGGAUGUGUUUGAGCAGCUGUCUGAAAUGGAGCGAUCCGGAGUCAACACCACUCCAGAGGCGGGAAGGAACGUCCUGCAGCCCCUCUGAACCGCAGUAGUGGGAGCGCUCCUCUGAACAAACUCGAGUACUACUGAUUGCCGUCCUUCUGUGGUCGUCUUCAGGCACUUCUUCUCCUCUACAAAGAACGCUCAACGCCCUGCUAACAUGGCACCCGUGAAUGCCAACGCGGGUACUAAACUGUCAAGACUCUUUAAGAAACCAGAAAAUGCAGUUAAAAAUGUUCAGUGGAUCAAAUUUUGCCUCCAUGUUUUUGGGGGCUGGAGUUUUACUUUGCUAUGAUUUUUAUCAAACAGUUUUGUAAAGUUUCCUUUCUUCGUUUGUCUCUCGAUACACUUCUUCCAACUCUAAAGCCGUUCACUCGGGCUUUCACUUAAAAUGCAACUAGGGAGCACCAGAUGCUACUGGUGCUUCAUGGAUUGUACGUUUUGCAGACCCUUUAUUUCCCAUAUAAACUAAAUAAAGAUAUAUUCUAUGUUGGAGUAAGCUAUUCUAGAGUUAGAGGGGUGUUGUAUUUAGCGGGUACAUUUUGGUGCAAUAUUUAUGUUCCGGCUCAAACCGGCCAAUUCAAAUGAGCUUUCUGUCAGAGCGUGUGGAUGUUUCCCAACUUGUUUUUUGUGCUUGACUUAUGAACUUGUUUGUGUGUGUGGUUGUCUCCAUAUUAUAGAUUUGAAGAUCUGUAAGCUUAACGAAGCCUGUUUCUUACCGUGCUUUUCUCAGUAAAGCCUACCUUAUUCUUUUGGGGAUUUUGACUUUGUGCCUCCCAAAACUUUUAUAAAUAUGUAUACAAGCUUUACUUUGAAAGUUGUACAACCUUAUUGCUUUUGGAUAAGUGUCAAUCCUCGACAAUGUGCAAGUACGAUUUUUUUUUUUUUCCUUUAUAAAAAGCCAACAGAUUUUCUAUUUAUUGCAACAUACGGUUAAUAUGUUAAUUAACCCAUCAACCUGCCAUGGCGAAAAUGAGUAAUUUAUACUAGAGCACCAGGAAGGCUAGCGGUCACCUUUAAAUUCACGGCCAGUAUUCAGUAUUUGACACUUUAAACCUCUGCUAACCUGUUCACUAGUAGUAGCUACCCGGCGUGCUUGCUUCUGUACUAGACACUGGUUGUUCAGCUUCUUUUGUUACCGCUGUAAAAGAAAUUAAAUCACAUUUCAGUAAACCGUGAUUAAUGUGCAGUGUUGGAACAUGCUGUCUGCUGGACAUAUUCAAAUUAUUUCCUUAACUCACAACAGAAGAAAGUAUGAUACAGCAUUGUAAAACAUGGGUAAUAAAAAGUAAUCUGGAUGGACCAGUUGAGAUUGAUACCCAGUUUAAGGAAGUGUGCAUUAUUAUUAGGACUCCUUGAAGUACAGCACUGUUACACGAUGAACGUACACACCUUGUUAUAAGAGCAGCUAAAGUUACAAAUUCGUUCACCUUUUAAUGUCAGCAUUUCUGAAACAUUGCUCUCCUGAACGUCCCAAAUGCCGUGUAAAGAGGGUCAAAUGUCUUUGUGAAGUAAAAAUGAACUGCUUUCUUUUUCUACCCUUCAUACACAGCAGACUCUUCCUAAAGCAGAUUUUAAUAAAAUACUACAGUGAAAGUG